Messenger RNA from Emiliania huxleyi CCMP1516, 729 nucleotides. RefSeq lists its product as hypothetical. Lineage: Eukaryota; Haptophyta; Isochrysidales; Noelaerhabdaceae. Gene Ontology annotation, cellular component: nucleus; cytoplasm. Gene Ontology annotation, biological process: coenzyme A biosynthetic process. Gene Ontology annotation, molecular function: phosphopantothenate--cysteine ligase activity. The record is from RefSeq and is a predicted model, not a curated record. The coding region runs from base 1 to 729 and encodes 242 amino acids. The transcript is spliced from 2 exons.
AUGACGAGAGAGCGGCUGACGGCCUUCGUCGCCGCGCAGCCGUCGACGCGUCGGAUCGUGUGUGUCACUUCGGGAGGCACCACGGUCCCACUGGAGCGCAACACGGUGCGCUUCAUCGACAACUUCUCCACUGGCAACCGCGGGGCUGCUCUCGCCGAGCGCUUUCUCGCCGAGGGCUAUGCUGUCAUCUUUGUGCACCGCGCCGGCUCCGCCUUCCCGUUCGCCCGCCGCCUGCUGCCACCAGCCGUCUCGCCCGAGGAGUGGCUCCGCAGCCUCGGCGACGCCGCCGCGUCUGCCGAGUGCGAGCGCGCCGCCGCGACAUUUUCGGCGUGUGCUCCGCGCCUCCUCGCACUGCCCUUCACGGCGGUGAGCGAGUAUCUGGCGCUGCUGCGCGAGACGAGCUGCGCGCUCGCGCCCGCUGGCGCUCGCGCCAUGGUCUGCCUCGCCGCGGCUGUUAGCGACUUUUACGUGCCGGACGACGCGCUGCCGGAGCACAAGAUCCAGUCGGCAGCCAGCGGCGGCGACACGGCGGCGGACGGCAGCCUGACGCUGCAGCUGCAGCCGGUGCCAAAGAUGCUGGGCGCGAUCAAGGGGCUCCAACCCACCAACCUGGCAACGUUACAGCCGGCAACGUGCAAGAAGGCAGCAAAGCUCGGCCACGACGUCCAUGGCCCGCGCGCCCCCGAUUUGCCACCGGCGGCCUGCAGGCCAGCGCCGAGCAGCGGCUGA